Molecule: messenger RNA, 1771 nt
Organism: Oryza sativa Japonica Group (Japanese rice)
Lineage: Eukaryota; Viridiplantae; Streptophyta; Magnoliopsida; Poales; Poaceae
Product: purple acid phosphatase 3
Molecular function (GO): acid phosphatase activity; ferric iron binding; ferrous iron binding
Source: RefSeq, a predicted model, not a curated record
CAAACACAAACACAAACAGAAAGGGGAGGGAGAGGCCACGUCGUCAGCCAGCCAGCCAUUUCAAUCACCAGUUGCUUUAAUUUCUUUUCCUCCUAACAACUACGCUUGCAAAGGCACCUAACCUAACCAGGUGAUAACUUGUCCUUGCAAAUCACUAUCAUCUACAUACUCCAGUACAAAUAGCCUCCUAACCCGGAGCCUCUCGUUACCGAGAGAGAGAGAGAGAGAGAGAGAGAGGGCAGUGCAGGUGUCGCUGGCCAUGGCGAGGAGGAGCAGCAGCAGAGCGUGCGCGGCCAUGGCGACGGCCGCCGUCUUUGCGCUGCUGGCCGCGACGGCGACGGCGUCGGGGCUCGUACGGGUGGAGCACCCGGCCAAGAGCGACGGGUCGCUGAGCCUGCUCGUCGUCGGCGACUGGGGCCGGAAGGGCACGUACAACCAAUCCAGGGUCGCCGAGCAGAUGGGGAAGGUUGGGGAGAAGCUAAAUAUAGACUUCGUCAUAUCCACCGGUGACAAUUUCUACGAGGAUGGACUCACUGGCGUCGAUGACCAGGCGUUUGAGGAAUCGUUUACCGAUAUCUACACGGCAAAGAGCUUGCAGAAGCCAUGGUACCUGGUGCUGGGAAAUCAUGACUACAGGGGUGAUGUGCUAGCACAGCUUAGCCCAGUCUUGCGAAAGAUCGACCAGCGAUUCAUUUGCAUGAGGUCGUUCAUUGUUAAUGCAGAGAUUGUGGAUUUCUUCUUUAUCGACACAACUCCAUUUCAGCUGAAAUAUUGGACUCGCCCUAAAGACCAUCAUUAUGACUGGAGAGGAGUGGCACCUCGACAAAAAUACAUAACUAAUCUACUUAAGGAUAUGGAUGAGGCAAUGAAGAAAUCAACAGCGAAGUGGAAGAUUGCUGUUGGGCAUCAUACCAUUAGGAGCGUCAGUGACCAUGGUGACACCAAGGAGCUUCUGCAACUUCUACUUCCAGUUCUGAAGGUCAAUGGCAUCGACUUCUACAUCAAUGGGCACGACCACUGCCUGGAACACAUUAGCAGCAGAGACAGUCCUAUCCAAUACUUCACAAGUGGAGGUGGUUCAAAAGCAUGGAGAGGAGUCUUGCAGCCAAAUUCUGAUAAGCUCCAGUUCUUUUACGAUGGACAAGGGUUCAUGUCCCUCCAGAUAAACCAGGACCAAGCUGACUUCAUAUUUUAUGAUGUUUCUGGGAACAUCUUGUACAAGUGGAGCAAGAGCAAAGCAAACUACCUCCAGCCCUCCACCUAUAUCACUGAAGCAUGAGGCAGAUGCAAAACCACAAAACGGAGAAUUAGCUUGGCUAAGAUAUUUGUAUCAAAUUUGAAUGCAUUAUUGUGGCACGCAAGGGAAGAGGACCGGAAAGGAAAUAGGAAAGUAUUUAAGCAUGGCAUGUGAUUGAUCUACUAAAGAAAUUUGAGACAAGGCCGAGACCAUCCUACUAGACUAGGAAAAGAGAUGUUCAGUAUGGUAUCCAUUAGAUCUGAUUCAUACAACUUCUUGCCAGAGGACCAUCGAUUAUGCCAUGUAUAAUUUACAAAGAAGGCUUAAAACUCUAAAAGCUAGUAGUGACCUUUGCAUAUCGGCAUCAGGGUUCUUCAGUAUUGCCAAGCAUUCACAUAUAACCUUUGGAGAGAGAGAGAGAGAGAGAGAGACUUUGGGGGUUUCUAAGCUGGUAUUUUCAUUUAAAAGAGACAAUGAAAAGAAAAUUUGAUCUAUGAUAAUCAAGCAUGUGUCGGUGAAGACGGCUAUUAGUUA